CGGCGGCGGCGGCGGCGGCCCGAGCAUCCCUGCUCAGCCCGAGGAGGAGCACCGCCGGGAGUUCCCUUCCCCUCGGCCAUCUCCUUCACCCUUUCUUUGCUUCAUUUUUGCCAGAGAAUUUCAGCUGGCUUAUUGAUUUCAUUUGAUUUUUGAACAUUUUUCGUUGCUUUUGUGUGUGUGUGUGUGCGUGCGCUUUUUUUUUCCUUCUCCCCCCUUUCCUCGUUUUAUUUGCAUCCAGAGCAUGGCGGGCUGCGGGCUGUCGGAAGACACCUUCUCUUCCUUCUUUUACAACUACGGCUCCUCCUGGGAAAACCCUUCCAGCCAGGUGUUUUGCGAAAAUCAGUGAACUAAUAUUGGUAAAAUUGGAGCCCCAUGGAUGAAGGGUACUUUUGUGCUGCUCUGGUUGGUGAAGACCAGCCUCUCUGCCCAGAUCUUCCUGAACUUGAUCUUUCUGAACUUGAUGUGAAUGACUUGGAUACAGACAGCUUUCUGGGUGGACUGAAGUGGUGCAGCGACCAAUCAGAGAUUAUUUCCAACCAGUACAACAAUGAGCCUUCAAACAUAUUUGAGAAGAUAGAUGAAGAAAAUGAGGCAAACUUGCUAGCAGUUCUCACGGAGACACUGGACAGUCUUCCUGUGGAUGAAGACGGAUUGCCCUCCUUUGAUGCACUGACAGAUGGAGACGUGACCACUGACAACGAGGCCAGUCCUUCCUCCAUGCCUGACGGCACCCCUCCACCACAGGAGGCAGAAGAGCCGUCUCUACUUAAGAAGCUCUUACUGGCACCGGCCAACACUCAACUGAGUUAUAAUGAAUGCAGUGGUCUUAGCACCCAGAACCAUGCAAGCCACAAUCACAGGACCAGAACAAGCCCUGCAGUUGUUAAGACCGAAAAUUCAUGGAGCAGUAAAGCGAAGAGCAUUUGUCAACAGCAAAAGCCACAGAGACGUCCCUGCUCCGAGCUUCUCAAGUAUCUGACCACAAAUGAUGACCCUCCUCACACCAAACCCACAGAAAAUAGGAACAGCAGCAGAGACAAAUGCACCUCAAAAAAGAAGUCCCACACACAAUCACAGUCACAACAUGUACAAGCCAAACCAACAACUUUAUCUCUUCCUCUGACUCCAGAGUCACCAAAUGACCCCAAGGGUUCCCCAUUUGAGAACAAGACUAUUGAACGAACCUUAAGUGUGGAACUCUCUGGAACUGCAGGCCUAACUCCACCCACAACUCCUCCUCACAAAGCCAACCAAGAUAACCCUUUCAGGGCUUCUCCCAAGCUGAAGCCCUCUUGUAAGAGUGUGGUGCCCCCACCAUCAAAGAAGCCCCGGUACAGUGAGUCUUCUGGUGCCCAAGGCAGUCACUCCACCAAGAGAGGGCCUGAGCAGUCUGAGUUGUAUGCCCAGCUCAGUAAGUCCUCAGUGCUCAGCAGGGGACAUGAGGAAAGGAAGACUAAGCGGUCCAGCCUACGACUGUUUGGUGACCAUGACUACUGUCAGUCAAUCAAUUCCAAAUCGGAUGUACUCAUUAAUAUAUCACAGGAGCUCCAAGACUCUAGACAACUAGACUACAAAGAUGCCUCCUGUGACUGGCAGGGGCACAUUUGUUCUUCCACAGAUUCAGACCAGUGCUACCUGAGAGAGACGUUAGAGGCCAGCAAGCAGGUCUCUCCUUGCAGCACCAGGAAACAGCUCCAAGACCAGGAAAUCCGAGCCGAGCUGAACAAGCACUUCGGUCAUCCCAGUCAAGCUGUUUUUGACGACGAAGCAGACAAGACCAGUGAACUGAGGGACAGUGAUUUCAGUAAUGAACAAUUCUCGAAACUACCUGUGUUUAUCAAUUCAGGACUAGCCAUGGAUGGCCUGUUUGAUGACAGUGAAGAUGAAAGUGAUAAACUGAGCUACCCUUGGGAUGGCACGCAAUCCUAUUCGUUGUUCGAUGUGUCGCCUUCUUGCUCUUCUUUUAAUUCUCCGUGUAGAGAUUCAGUGUCACCACCUAAAUCCUUAUUUUCUCAAAGACCCCAAAGGAUGCGCUCUCGUUCAAGGUCCUUUUCUCGACACAGGUCUUGUUCCCGAUCACCAUAUUCCAGGUCAAGAUCAAGGUCCCCAGGCAGUAGAUCCUCCUCAAGGUCCUGCUACUAUUAUGAGUCAAACCACUAUAGACACCGCAUGCACCGAAAUUCUCCCGUGUAUGUGAGAUCACGUUCAAGGUCACCCUACAGCCGUAGGCCCAGGUACGACAGCUAUGAGAGCUAUCAGCACGAAAGGCUGAAGAGGGAAGAAUACCGCCAAGAGCAUGAGAAGCGGGAAUCUGAGAGGGCCAAGCAGCGGGAGAGGCAGAGGCAGAAAGCCAUUGAAGAACGUCGUGUUAUUUAUGUUGGCAAAAUCAGACCUGACACCACACGGACAGAACUGAGGGACCGCUUUGAAGUUUUUGGUGAAAUCGAGGAGUGCACAGUAAAUCUGAGGGAUGAUGGAGACAGCUACGGUUUCAUCACCUACCGUUACACCUGUGAUGCUUUCGCUGCUCUUGAAAAUGGAUACACUUUACGCAGGUCGAAUGAAACUGACUUCGAGCUGUACUUUUGUGGACGCAAGCAAUUUUUCAAGUCUAACUAUGCAGACCUAGAUUCAAACGCAGAUGACUUUGACCCUGCUUCCACCAAGAGCAAGUAUGACUCUCUGGAUUUUGAUAGUUUACUGAAAGAAGCUCAGAGAAGCUUACGCAGGUAACAUGUCCACUGGCUGAGGAUGACAGAGAUGGUGAAUACCUCACGGGACAGCGUGUCCUUUCCCCAACAGACUCUUGCAAGUCAUACUUAGGAGUUUCUCCUACUUUACACUCUCUGUACAAAAACAAAACAACAACAAAACAACAAUACAACAAGAACAAGAACAACAACCAUGGUUUACAUGAACACAGCUGCUGAAGAGGCAAGAGACAGAAUGAUAUUCAGUAAGCACAGGUUGAUUCACGGGUGUCAGCUUGGCUUUCCCUGGAGGCUCUUGGUGACAGAGUGUAUGUGAGGUGUGUGCAUUUGUUUGCGUGUGUGUGUGUGUGUGUGUGUGUGUGUGUGGUCAUGUUUAGGGGAGUAUGUAUGUGGGCGCAUGUAAGGACUGAGGACACCUGACCGAAACAUACAGGGCAAGCACUUCAAAUGCAGCAGCUCCAAGAAGACACACUUACAACCUACAACUUCAAAAUGUUCAUAUUCUAUACAAAAGGAAAAAUAUCUAUCAAUUUCAAAGGAAAGAAAACUCACCAACCACCCUAAGAUGACACUGCUGAUGUCUGCCAUCAGCCUCAGUACUGUCUUUUAAGAAAGUGCAAACCAAUUUGCAGCAAGCUUUCUCUCUUAAUCCAUUGAUUAUGUGACAAUCGGAAGUAAAUGCAGGUUCCAUAGAACUAAUAUCCUGUCUCUUUCUCUCAGUUUCUCUCUCUCUCUCUUUCUCUCUCUCUCUCUUUCUCUUUUCUUUCACCAUGGAAUCUGGGUGGGAGAGGAUCCUGCUAAACUUUCCUAACAUUUUGAAGUUUCUGUAGUCCGUCCUUUGUCCUGACACCCCUGUAAAUGUCCAAAAUGUUGAGCUUCCACUGCAAAUUUUACACAAGCCUUGUCAAUGGUCAUGCGGGCAGCGUGUUCAGCAGUUCUAUCUGAGGAGCGGACACGGUGUUACAUUACCAUGAGAGUUGAAUAGAACUCUAUGGAUGUGUUCAGAUAGUGUGAUUGCUACAUUCUCUGAUGUAGUUAAGUAUUUACAGAUGUUAAAUGGAGUAUUUUUAUUUUAUGUACAUACUAUACAACUAUGUUCUUUUUUGUUACAGCUAUGCACUGUAAAUGCAGCCUUCUUUUCAAAACUGCUAAAUUUUUCUUAAUCAAGAAUAUUCAAAUGUAAUUAUGAGGUGAAACAAUUAUUGUACACUAACAUAUUUAGAAGCUGAACUUACUGCUUAUAUAUAUUUGAUUGUAAAAAAACAAAACAAAACAAACAAAACAAGACAGUGUGUGUGUCCGUUGAGUGCAACUAGAACAAAAUGAUGCUUCACGCAUAUCCAUCCCUUCAUAGGUGAGCUUCCAUCUAAGCAUAUUGUCAAAAAAAGAAAAAAAAUACCUAACCCUCUAAAGGUGUGAACCACUUCUGUGAUAUUUUUCCACAUUUUCUUGUUGCUUGUUUUUCUUUGAAGUUUUAUACACUGGAUUUGUUAGGGGAAUGAAAUUUUCUCAUCUAAAAUUUUUCUAGAAGAUACCAUGAUCUUAUGUAAAGUCUCUCAAUGGGUAACCAUUAAGAAAUGUUUUUAUUUUCUCUAUCAACAGUAGUUUUGAAACUAGAGGUCAAAAAAAUCUUUUUAAAAAUGCUGUUUUGUUUUAAUUUUGUGAUUUUCAUUUGAUACAAAAUGCUGAGGUAACAAUUACAGUAUGAUUUUUACAAUAAUUAGUGUGUGUCUGAAGACUAUCUUUGAAGCCAGUAUCUCUUUCCCUUGGCAGAGUAUGAUGAUGGCAUUUAUCUGUAUUUUUUACAGUUAUGCAUCCUGUAUGAAUACUGAGAUUUCAUUCCUUUGUUUACUAAAGAGACAUAUUUAUCAGUUGCAAAAUAGCCUAUUUAUUAUAAAUUAUAAGAUGAUGAAAAUAAUAAAGCCAGUGGGAAUUGUUUUUUCUUUCUUUUCUUUUUCUUUUUCUUUCUUUUUUUCUUUUUUAACCAAGGAUGCAUGACAUUUGUCAGGUUGGAGUGUAAGUUCUUCAUUUAGGAAACUCAGCUGUCGUGGAAGCAGUGUUCCUACUUGCACUAGCAUGGCCUCCAAUGUGACCAUGAUGUUGUUUGAUAACAUUGCUUCUGCUAAAUUCAAUGAUAAUAAAACAAACCUUCAGAAAACCACCAUUUUGAGCAUCAGGAUUUCAUCUGAGUAUGGAGUCCCUGCAAUGGAAUUCACUAAUGUUUGGAGUAUGCACUCAAUUUCCAAAUUGAGAUUCAAUUACUGUUUGGCUGACGUGACUUUUCUGGAAGACGUGAUAGACCUACUACUUAAUUGUUCCUUUCUUUUUCUCACCCAACAUGAUCUUAUGAGGUGGGCUUCACCCCCCAGGCCAAUGCAGCUAAUUUUGAUAGCUGCGUUCAUAUAUCACCAGCAUAUUGUGUUCUGAGUGAAUCCACUGUCUGUCCUGUCGGAUGCUUGCUCAAGUUUUUGGCUUCUUAUUUCUAAGUAGAUAGAAAGCAAUAAAAAUACUAUGAAAUAAAAGAACUUUGUUCACAGGCUCUGCGUUACAAUAGUAACACAUCUUUAAUCUGCCUAUUUCUUGUUGUUCUGUAGGUUAAAUGCAGGUAUUUUAACUCUUUGUGAACGCCAAACUGAAGUUUACAGUCUUUCUUUCUGAAUUUUGAGUAUCUUCUGUUGUAGAAUAAAUAAUAAAAAGACUAUUAAGAGCAAUAAAUUAUUUUUAAGAAAUCAAUAUUUAGUAAUCCUAUUAUGUGUUUAAGGACCAGAUGCAUUCUCUAUUUUGCCUUUAAAUUUUUGUGAUCCAACUUUAAAUACAUUCUCUUUUUUGCUCUGGAUUGUGGACAUGAGUGAAAUACUGGGUUUCUUUUCUUACUUAUCAAUAGACAAAACUACAGAUUUCACAUUGAGGAUUCAUUUAUCUCCCCCACCCCAGCCUGACAAAUAUUGUUACCAUGAAGAUAGUUUUCCUCCAUGGACUUCAAGUUGCAUUUACAAUUAGUGAAGCUUUUGUAUCUUAUGCAGACACUGUGGGUAGCCCAUCAAAAUAUAAGCUGUGUUCCUUUUUUCUUUUUCUAUUUUUUUUGGAGAAAAUAUUUCCAACAAACACAUGCACCCCACCAUCAUGGGAGGCAAUUUCAGCAUAGAUCUUUAGGACUUUUAGAUGACCAUGGGCCAUUGCCUUCAUGCUGUGGUAAGUACCACAUCUACAAUUUUGGUAACCGAACUGGUGCUUUAGAAAUGUGGGUGUCUUUAUUUUUAAAGAGAUGUAGCAGAAAAAUUCUUCCAGUGCAACAAAAUCAAUUUUUGCUAAAGGACUUCGAGAACAACGGUUGGGCUGUCAACAUUAAAAGCAGCACAGAGGAAACCUUGCACUAUUUGGGUAUGAUGUUUGGGUCGGUUGAAAAAAAGGAAACCUUUCAUGCCUUUAGAUGUGAGCUUACAGUAGGUAAAGAUUAUGUGUCCUUUUUUUUGAUGGCUGUAACGAGAACUUCAAUCACUGUAGUCUAAGAUCUGAUCUAUAGAUGACCUAGAAUAGCCAUGUAAUAUAAUGUGAUGAUUCUAAAUUUGUACCUAUGUGACAGACAUUUUCAAUAAUGUGAACUGCUGAUUUGAUGGAGCUACUUUAAGAUUUGUAGGUGAAAGUGUAACACUGUUGGUUGAACUAUGCUGACGAGGGAAAGUGAGCGAUUAGUUGAGCCCUUGCUGGGCUCAUUUCCACCUGCCAAUUCUACAUGUAUCAUUGUGGUUUUAUUCAUUGUAUGAAAAUUUCUGUGAUUUUUUUUAAUGUGCAGUACACAUCGGCCUCACUGAGCUAAUAAAGGGAAACGAAUGUUUCAAAUCUA
Messenger RNA from Jaculus jaculus (lesser Egyptian jerboa), 6555 nucleotides. It is a transcript of the gene Ppargc1a, whose product is annotated as PPARG coactivator 1 alpha. Gene Ontology annotation, biological process: positive regulation of transcription by RNA polymerase II. The transcript has 14 exons. Gene Ontology annotation, cellular component: nucleus. Gene Ontology annotation, molecular function: RNA binding; transcription factor binding. Lineage: Eukaryota; Metazoa; Chordata; Mammalia; Rodentia; Dipodidae. The record is from RefSeq and is a predicted model, not a curated record. Bases 373 to 2733 code for a protein of 786 amino acids.